CACUCAUUUAUCUCUCUGCAUAUUUCAUUCCCUUCAUCUCACUUUUCGGAUCAAGCAAAAGUCUCCUUACCCACAUCUCCAAUAAAAAAAAGUCUCAACAUGGGUGCUAUUUCAAAAAUCUGCGCGAUCGCCCUUCUGGCUGGAUCUUUGGGUGUUAAUGCGAGUGGCAUGGAGCACCAAGCGCGCGCGGUUUCCAUGUCUGCGGACAGCCAAGAUGCCUUGGAAAAAACCAUUAAAGAUAUUCCCGAGGAGGACAUCAUUAAACAGUUCAAAGCCGAAUACAUCAAUACAGUCGCCAAAAACGUCGUGGGGAGUCUGCCGGACACUGCGGUCAACCCAUUUGCUGAACCCCCCAAAGCCUCUGCGUCCAACAUGUACCCGACGGUAACUGGCACCUCGCCUAGAUACCCAGUCACUACAGGCUAUUCCCACCCUCCUUCAAACUUUCCCUAUAAUAUCCUUGGCAAACCCGAUGUCUGCAUUUACCAGCUGGCCCCACUUAUGGGCCACGAAGAAGAGACGGCGAAGCUUGCUGUUUACGCAAACACAUGUAUCCCAAGUCUUCUGAGCGCUUACCCCGAUCAAGAGAAAUGCGAGCUCCAAAAGGUCAUUAUGAAUAUAGUGAUGAGUUUUGUUCGAGCCCCCAUUACUAGCCCGCAGGAUUUCGCCAAAGUCAAGGACGAGCAGACUCUCCAGGAAAUACGCGCCAUGGCUAAGGAAGGUCUUACCAAAGACGAAUUGUUGAACAAGCUCAAGGAACUCGCACUCAAUGGGCCUAAAGAUAAAUCCAAGCGUAAUAUUGCAGCUCGCCAGAUGUCCGACGAUGAGGCUCUCCGCAUAACCGGAAUGUAUGCCGCUGCCGACGCCAUUAAGACGGGCGACAAGAAGCUCGUCGAGAGCAAAUUGAACAACCUCAGGCUUCAAAUCGAUUACCUGAGCACCGAUACACGUGCGCAGAAUGACGAGAUCGAGAGCAAGGCCAGGAAGCUCAUCUUCAGCAUUCCUUCUUCCACGCCUCUUGACAAGAUCCAGAAGCGCCUCGCCAAACUCGUCAGACUCAUCAUUAGCAGUGGUCCCGCGAAGGACAUGACCAAGAAAUUCGACGAGUGGGUAUCUGAGUUUGCCAGCCCCAACAGGCGUCGCGGCGCUGCCUCUUACAGUGACCCCAACACCUGCAUGGAAAAGAUCGCUGUUGCCCAAAGCGCUGGCGUUAACAAUGUCGUGGACUUUGUUGACCAAUGUAUCCCGGCCCUCGUUGGAAAGACGGCCUACAGCAAAGAUGAGAAGGCUGCUCUUGUUGAGAAGGUUAGGAUGAUCGUCCUCAGCAUUCCCCCCAGGAGGCCAAUUGAGGUUCAGAAGCAGAGAACCGAGACUGUCCGCAAGUUGGUUGCUGCCAAGUCCUCUUACAACGAGUUGAUCAAACAGCUCAACAAAGCCACCCCUGCCUUGCUGUCGGUAUCCGACAAAGCACGAUCAAGCCCACACCCGGCCAAGAAACCCCCGUUUUCGCAAUCCCUUCCUUUUCGCUCUCUUAAAGAAACACCGCGCGCGCAACCUCGUAUAGAGACCCGAACAACAGUCAGACCAGCGCUGACACAGCUGAUCUUACCUCCUUGUUCACCUCACCCAUUGUACACCGUUCAUUACCCGGGUCCAGCUAAUAAUCCUUUACGAUUCCGACACGGGAGCGGCGCGGCGCGCAGACAUGAUUACUUACCGGUAGCCAGCUAUCGUACGCGGUACUUACUCCUUCUAGUCUGCAUGAGUAAGGUAAGUAAGCGCAUCGCAUUGCCAUCGGGUUAUGCGCUUAUGUCUUUUCACCCGGGAUGUUUUUUUUUGCUUUUCGCAUGUGGUCCGGGGAAGGGGGGGCGGGAUGCCGAGGUAUGAAAGGAUUCUGGCAUAUGAAUCGGGUUGGGUCCGGGAUGGAAUGGGAUGAGUCUAUGAUGCUGAUGACAUGUGUGGAUUUUUCGCUGUUGCUGAUUGCACGAUCUUUGGGUUCGCGGAGUUAGAUAGGAGGACUGGAAGGGGCGGUGAAGAGAGGUGAACUGGUGCUGGGUUGAAGGUCUUCUGUCAAGGCGUUCAUUCGUGGUGUGAUUCUCGGUACUUGGUCGAUGUGCGAUGUUAACAUGAUUUGACAUCGUUUCCUUUUUCUCGGCCCUUCUUGUUUCUACUUGUCUCAGUCGUCGGAUUUUUCUAUUUGCGUUUUUGGUGGUGUUACUAUUUUCUUUUUUCGCCCCGGGAACACGUGUGAUUGCGCUGCCU
Messenger RNA from Periconia digitata, 2262 nucleotides. NCBI's taxonomy places the organism in Eukaryota, Fungi, Ascomycota, Dothideomycetes, Pleosporales, Periconiaceae. The record is from the annotation of a GenBank genome assembly.